CAACAUCAACAAAUAAAUACAACAAAUAUAAGCUUUUUUUAUCCAUUUAACAAUUUUUGAUCUGAUUGUCUCAUAAUAAAUCAACAAACACGUGCCAUAAUUAAGCCACAAAAUCAUAAAACGUGCAACUGCCACAGUAAUUAUAUGAAUGCAUAAACAAUAAUAAUAACAACAGUUAGUCAUGCAUUUAUACAAAUUAAGAACAUUAAAAUAAAAUUGAAAACGGGCUCACGUCUCAACCUCAAUCCAAACAAUGGCCAAUCAAAGACUAUUAAAGGAUGAACUAAUGUCAAACACGUCAAGAAGAUGUUGCAGCAAAAACAAUAAAUUAACCUGGAAGGUCAGCACAGCCCUUGGGACACGACAACAACAAAAAGACAACAAAAGGAAACUGCAAUUUAUACACAACAUACCAAAACUAUAAAAGAAGAGGACAAAGAGAGAAAUAAAUCAAAUUUAUUAACGAAUCAAUAAACAUUUUAAUUGCUUAAGAGUAUUUGCACAAAACAACUUGCUAAACAAUUUAACGUUCAGUCCUAUUUGGGCAAAACUUUUUACCAAACAAAUAUAAAGAAAUUUGCAUAAAGUUUGAUUUACUAACCCCAACUAAACCAGCAACAAACGAACAAACAUAUUUCAAUUAAAAUUCAAAUUAAAAAUGUCAGAAUUUCGUUUUUUCGCUUUUACGGAUUAUGAAUUUUACAAUCGUUCACUGAACUUCUUCCAGCUGCCUAUAACACCAUUUCAACCCACCAAAAAAACCACCGCUGAUGAAAUAUCACAUGAACUAAAUGUUCCCUACACAGUAUUUGAAAUACUAGUGGCCAUUUGUGCAAUUAUUGGCAAUCUAAUGGUCAUUAUAGUUUUCCAACGAGAACGCAAACUUAGACGACGUACCAACUAUUACAUCGUUUCUUUGGCUAUAGCUGACUUUCUUGUGGGUUCGCUGGGAGUACCAUUUGCCAUUUUGGCUUCGAUUGGUUUGCCAACGAAUUUGCAUGCCUGCCUCUUUACGGUUUCAUUGCUAGUUGUUCUCUGUACCAUAUCGAUAUUUUGCCUAGUUGCUGUAUCCGUCGAUCGUUACUGGGCCAUCCUAUACCCCAUGGCAUACUCAAGAAAUGUACGCACUAAAACAGCUAUUGUUAUUAUCUCAAUGUGUUGGGUUGCUGGUACUGUCGUAGGAUUUCUUCCGCUAUUUGGCUGGCAUGCAGCUGUUGAUGACAAUCAGGCUUGUCUCUUUGUCGAAGUAAUGGACUAUAAUUAUUUGGUUUUCUUAUAUUUUGCCACCAUAAUAACACCCGCUCUAUUAAUGUUGGCAUUUUAUGCUCACAUUUACAAAGUGAUUAUAAAACAAGUUCGACAAAUUGUCACCAUGAAUCCUGUGGGAGAUAGUAGUCGUCGAUCGUCGAUAGCACAGAUAACAAAUCCUGGUCGAUCGUGUCAUGGAGGUACAAUGUUAAGAGUAUUAGGUGCUGCCCGGAAACGUGAUGUCAAAGCCACUCAAAAUCUAUCUGUUAUUGUGCUAUUUUUUAUGAUCUGUUGGAUACCACUUUACACUAUAAAUUGUAUUAAAGCGUUUUGUCCAUCGUGUUCCAUACACCCCAAGUUGACGCUGUUCUGCAUUAUACUCUCACAUCUUAAUUCUGCAGUUAAUCCAGUAUUAUAUGCCUAUCACUUGAAGGACUUUAGAUUGGCAUUGAAAAACCUGAUACUCAAAAUAUUGGGUAUUGAAAUCGAUCAAACUUUAGAAGCCCAACACCGUUACUCGUUGGCUUCGCAACAUCGUCUGCAAUCGAUGGAUGUUGGUAUGAGGAAUCCAAUGCAGACUAGAAUAUAUAUAGAUUCUCCAAUUUGGCUACGGCAACAACAACAACAAUCUCUUAAAAAUGCGCAACUUGUACCUAAAUGUGGUGUAGUAACACCUUGUUUAAAUAACAUACAUCAAACAGUAGCUGCCGUUGCUUCUGUUACUACCGACAUUGAAAGAGAAAUGUGGAAUAUAAUGGAAGCUUCUAGUGGAGCCGAGUUAGGGGAAAUUAAUUACAUAUUUCCUGAUGAGAAAGACUCUGCUGUUCCGACUCCUCCACCGAGACAUCAUCGUAAAUCGCAGAAUAAGAAGGAGAGCUGCGAAAGUCCCUUUUCUUAUGAUAAUUGUUCCUAUACUCCAAGUCCCGAUGACAAUGAUUUUGAAGAGGUCUUCCUACCUAGUCGUCACCAAGAAAGUGGCGUGGAUCACAAUGCACUUAAUCAAUCUUUAAUAGCAUGUACAAUGCGCGAUAAAUUACGGUCUGAUAUUGACGACCGACCACCUAGUACGCCAAAUUCGCAGAGCGAUUACGAAAUACCAAAGAAUGAGGACUCAAAAUCCCAUACUCCAAAUCAUAAUGUUAAGCCACAAACCAAAACCCCACCUUUAACGCCAAAACGCAUGCAACAAAUUAAGCCUAGAGAAAUGCAAAAACAUCCACACUCAAAUGGUUGCUUAAGUAAUGCUUCCAUUUUUAUUAUAGAAACAGACUCGAAUCCGAUGUCACCAGGUCACAAACCAAAAUUUAGAAAAUCAGCACAAGCAACAAAGACUGCAAACUUAAAUACAAAAUCGUUAACACGUUCCUGUUCAUGUACCAGUGACACGUCGGCAUCAACGUCUCCUCAAAGAGGCAUAAAACUUUCAAGACAUUCCACAGUCACAAAUAGCAGCAGCGCAUCAUCCAGUCCCCAUUUAACAGCUUCCAAUCAAAAUAUAUCUCUUACUUCAGAACAACUUCCAAACUCUUACAACAAUAACAAUCUAAACUAUUACACGUUUCACCAUCCAUCUUCGCAUUAUCAUAGAAAUCAACAUCAUCACGAAAAAUUCAGUCCACUUAGAGCGAUGAGUAAUUUAAUAUUCCCUCCAGUUGUCAAACAUUCCAGUCUCUUUCAAUUAUUCCAUCCCACAACUUCAGAAACAACACAAACAUCGAACAAGCCCACUAACAAACAUCAAACGACUGAUAAUCACAAAAACAAUAUAACAAGCACGCAGGAAGCAAAUGCUGUUAGUGAGUCGGAAACAACUUUAGAUACGGAAAUAAAUGAUACACCGUCAGUCCAAGUGCCAGGAGUACAAAUAAAGUCCGAUAGUUGAGUAAUUUCAGUAGAAGUUUUAAUAUAAUACUCAAAGUUCUUUCAACCAAUGAAAAUCUAAAAACUCCAAAACCAUAGAACAGAUUUUUUAAUCUGCAGAAUAUCACAUUUAUAAAUUUGAUUACUAGAUCAAUUGUUCAGUUGGCUUUGGUCUUUCCCAUUUGCUUAGUUGUUUAUCUGUGUCACAAAAACCACAGAACAAAUGAAAAAGGUUUCAAAAAAGUUUAUAUAUUUUUUUAAUUUUCUCAAUGAAGGGGAUUAGCAAAAGACGUAUUAAACUCUAGGUGAAUUAAAGUUAUAACUAUAAUCUAAGUAUGAAUGUAAAUUGAUAGUAAAUAUUAUUUUUAAUUAAAAAAGUUUGUAUUGUAUGUAUAUAGAAAUUAAAGUAUUUAGCUUUUAUGCGUAUUUGUAUGUAUGUAUGUAUUUAUUUUUCUAUGUAAUACGUAAUUAAGUUUUUUUAGAUAUGAAAUGUAUUUUGAAAUUUCUUUUAAGAAUGAGUGUAUACCAUAAUUAAUUGUUGAUUUAACAGUGCAAAUUUUAAAUUAUCAGUUACGUAUACGUUAAUUAAUGAAAUACAAUAUUAGUAUUUUGAAAUAAAUUA
This is a messenger RNA of Lucilia sericata (common green bottle fly), 3730 nucleotides long. RefSeq lists its product as uncharacterized. Bases 659 to 3130 code for a protein of 823 amino acids. Gene Ontology annotation, cellular component: membrane. Lineage: Eukaryota; Metazoa; Arthropoda; Insecta; Diptera; Calliphoridae. The record is from RefSeq and is a predicted model, not a curated record. The transcript is spliced from 4 exons. Gene Ontology annotation, molecular function: G protein-coupled receptor activity. Gene Ontology annotation, biological process: G protein-coupled adenosine receptor signaling pathway; adenylate cyclase-activating G protein-coupled receptor signaling pathway.